AUGCCCGACUCAAUUCACUUGUUCGGUCGUGACGACUCAUCCAUCAUUGCUGUUCCCGGUCCAGGAACCAUCACCACUCCGUCUCUAACAAUCAAUCUUGUUUCCAGAGUGCUGCUUGCCAUCAUUGCAAAUCUAGCCUGUAUAGUACCUCUCAAGAAUCUCUACCGCAAUGGCGAAUUCGCAGCUGUUGUCUUCAUCGCCAACAUCCAAUGGGCAAACCUCGAUACCAUCAUCAACGCCCUCAUCUGGCGCAACGACGACACUAGCAAGUGGUGGUCUGGGGAGGGCUUUUGCGACCUCAACCCAUAUUACACGAACUUCACCAACGCUCUAUUCGGCACUUGCCUGCUCGCCAUCAUGCGCAAUCUCGCUCAACAGGUUGGCCUUUUGAGGGCUAAUCCCCUGACUGUUCAUGAAAGGCGCCGACGUAACCUCGUUCAAGCUCUUAUCAUGUUCCCUCUCCCGCUUCUUCAAGUUGCCUGGGUUUGGCCUUUGACAACUCAACGCUACGCAGUUGCUACUCUGGCUGGAUGCAGCUGGGUUGCUUGGCCCUCAUGGCCUUACAUGACCUUCUUCGUGAUAGCCCCUGUCGUCGUUGCGCUGGUGACGUCUGUAUAUGCAGUUCUCACUUAUAUCCGCUUUCGAGAGAUCGCAAAGACUACUCGGUCCGCCGUCAACAGCAGCAGGUCUGCCAACCAGCGAGCCCAAAGGACCAAGCGUCGCCUUUAUCUCAUGGUCUUGGCUAUCUUGGUCCCUUACUUGCCCGUUGUCAUCACUCUCGCCGUUCUCAACAUGGUAAAGGCUUUCCCACUUCAACCCUUCAGUUACAGUCUUGUUCACGAUCGUGUGAUUCCCUACCCAUGGUCGGUGGUCGUCUUCGUCCCUUCUAACAGCGUCACCUUUGGCUAUUUGAACAACUGCUACAUCGACAUUCUUGCUGCCAUUCCCGUCGUUCUUUUUUUCGGUAUGACAAAGGAUGCCAUGAAUAGUUACCGCUGCGGGCUACUCUUCAUUGGUCUUGGUCGCUUCUUUCCCAAGCUUUAUGAGGAAUAUGAUCCUGACAGGACAGCAUAUGGGAGCAGUUCUGGAAAUUCGCACCUCAUGGACUCAACCAUCUCGACUACUUCAUCUAUACCCAGCAAGAUCAGGAGUCUUCUGUCCCAUCGACACUUGAACACGGCUUCAUCUGCGAGCCUCAAUCCUGCAUCCCUGCAGUAUGCAAAUUCUGAUCCUACAGCUACGGAUGCUGAAUUGGGAAAUGCGUUGAACGAUUACCAAACUUCACGGCUACCACGUCGAGAGAUAUCAUAUCCUCCUCUUACUGCUCCACCCUCCACCGACCCGAUCACUCUACCUCCUCGCAACCCCUUUCUCUUCCGCACUCGUUUCGAUCUACCCACAAUCCCACUCCCAUCGCUCCCUUCCUUUAGCUUCCGAAAGAAGAAAGAUAGACGACCCCCUCUUGACCGCGGCUUACCUCUGGAGUCUCUUCCUUCUGGCGUCAGCAACCGCCUCUGGGAUGACAACUUACCUGCCCCUCCUCCCCGAAACCAAACAUUUGUCUGGGCAGAUACACAAGACACACCCACACCUGAGACCACCACUUCAGAAAUUCGUCUCCUGGUCCCCAUGUUGUCUACAUAUUCUGUCACCACCGAGCCGCUGCAGGAAACGUAUCGACGCUAG
Fusarium sp. VM40 is the source of this 1686-nucleotide messenger RNA. The record is from the annotation of a GenBank genome assembly. Lineage: Eukaryota; Fungi; Ascomycota; Sordariomycetes; Hypocreales; Nectriaceae.